AUGCCAAUUGACUACUCCAAGUGGGAUAAGAUCGAACUAUCAGACGAUUCUGACGUCGAAGUUCACCCAAAUGUUGAUAAACGCUCCUUUAUCCGUUGGAGACAACAGGAUAUCCACCAGAAACGUGAUGAACGUAACCGAGAGAUUGCGCUCUUGGAGACUCAGGUCCCCAUGUAUGAGGAAUUGAACAGAAGGGUCGGUAUUCUGCUGGCUAAAUGUGAUGAUUCCGUCCUAGCAAACUAUCAACAAGUGUGUGAUUUCCUCUCAAAGACGUUCGACUCUUCGAAACCUCCAGGAGUGGAAGAAGACGCACCAACGUAUAACGAGAUGAUCGAAGAUCUGUUCACAGAUAUUAAGGGCAAGUUGGAAACGGCCAGCUUGGACCCUAAUGACGGUAAGCUGGUUAGAGAACAGGUUGCCAACCAUACAAAGAAGAUUGAGGAUGUUCUCUCCACGCAAAGAGAUAAGCUUCAGACGUUAUACAAGGAGAGAGAGUUGCACAUCUCAUCAGAGGAUAUGCAUACAGGCUGGGAUCGUUCUUUCCUUAACAAGGACAGUGAUGGAUCAACUACUGGAUCGGCCUCUGCAGCAUCUUCAACUUCUACAACGACUAAGGCGACAACCACAUCAACAUCAACAUCAAGCAGUACCCCGGUCACCAAAUCUGUUUCACAGAAGCACAAUGAACUUAGUUCUUGUACAGAAAGUGAUGAGGAAGCUCUGGCGAAAUACUCUGAGAUUCCCUACGAGAACCUUGUCCAAAUAAGAGAUUUUUUGAAAACCCAUACCAACAUCAUAACGCAAGCUAACAAGGAUUCUUUGUUGAUGAGUGCAUUUGAUUCGGAAUUUGAUGAUGAUCAUGCAAAGACAAAGAGAAUCGUGGGUGUUUCCAUCCUUCUUCAAUAUGUGCUCGAUGUCUUGAACUUCAAGAAGAUUGAACAAAAGCCUCAGAUACAACAGGUUGUUCAGCAACUGUUUGACAAGAUGAUGGGGAGUGGUCAACAACAAGUUAUGAGCUCCUUCCAACAGGAACUAGCAAGCACUUUCGAUCACAUCCAAACCCGUUGUAAAGUCUUAAGACAAGAACAGUUGGAAUCCGGCGAACUUGAAGGUACAGAAGAAAUUCAGCUGAAAUCGCUGGAUGAUGAUACAACGCUUGUUGUGAACCUGCCAGAUUCCGAGUCUUCUGAUCCUACAGAGCAAAAGAGGGUUGAGCUUUUCAAGUCAUUGCCUGAGAGAAUGCAACAAGCUCUACAAACAGGUACUUUGGAUGAAGUUAACAAUGUCUUCCAUGGCAUGCCAAUUGAGGAAGCUGAACAUAUAUUGGAGAUCUUCGAUGAAGCAGAUAUAAUUGGUGUUCGUGCCUUGGUUGAGAAUGAAUCAGACUGGGAACAGCUGAAAGGCGAGUACGAGCAGAACUUGGCUGUGGAAGACCAUCAACACCAACCAGUCCUUGAGGAAUUGCCAGAGGAAGGUACAAGUAUAAUUCCUACUAGUGAUAUAGUUGAUUAACCAAAUAAUACACAUACCUCUUGCU
Molecule: messenger RNA, 1537 nt
Organism: Williopsis jadinii
Lineage: Eukaryota; Fungi; Ascomycota; Saccharomycetes; Phaffomycetales; Wickerhamomycetaceae
Gene: CDC37
Product: Hsp90 co-chaperone CDC37
Exons: 2
Coding region: 1-1512 (503 amino acids)
Biological process (GO): protein folding; protein stabilization
Cellular component (GO): cytoplasm
Molecular function (GO): protein kinase binding; heat shock protein binding; protein-folding chaperone binding
Source: RefSeq, a predicted model, not a curated record